GCAACAUUGCAUUGUAUCACUUGUGUCAUACACAUUGUGUUUUUGUUUUUUCGCCGCGGUUCGCAGUGUUUCAUAGCUUCGAAAUUAAAAUAAAGUUUAAAUACAGUCGAAUAGAAGUAAAUAUAUAGAGGUUUUGGGAAUAUAAUUUAGUAGUUACAAAAAUAAACAAUCAAAAUGGCGUCAAUUGCAGCAGCCCAAGUACAAGAAGUGCGUUCCAUAACUCGCAUUGAAAGAAUUGGCGCUCAUUCUCACAUAAGAGGACUCGGUUUAGAUGAUUCCUUGGAGCCAAGAGCAGUAUCUCAAGGAAUGGUGGGCCAGAAGAUGGCUAGGAAAGCCGCUGGCGUUAUUUUACAAAUGAUUCGAGAAGGAAAAAUAGCAGGGCGAGCUGUUCUCUUAGCUGGUCAACCUGGAACUGGGAAGACGGCUAUUGCAAUGGGCCUUGCACAGGCCUUAGGUCCUGACACACCAUUCACAAGUAUGGCUGGUUCAGAAAUUUACUCCUUAGAAAUGAGUAAAACAGAAGCAUUGACCCAGGCUAUAAGAAAAUCAAUUGGCAUAAGAAUCAAAGAAGAAUCAGAGAUUAUAGAGGGGGAAGUGGUGGAAGUAGUAAUAGAGAGAGCGGUUGGCACUGGGGGUGCUCGUGUUGGUCGGCUCACUCUCAAGACAACUGACAUGGAGACCAAUUAUGACAUGGGCACCAAGAUGAUUGACUCUCUACUUAAAGAAAAGGUACAAGCAGGUGAUGUAAUUACCAUAGACAAAGCAACUGGCAAGAUAAACAAACUCGGCAGAAGUUUUGCUCGUGCCAGAGAUUAUGAUGCUACAGGUCACCAAGCUCGCUUUGUGCAAUGUCCAGAAGGAGAGUUGCAAAAGCGUAAAGAAGUUGUUCACACAGUGACCUUGCAUGAGGUUGAUGUCAUUAAUUCAAGGACGCAUGGAUUCCUGGCUUUAUUCUCUGGUGAUACGGGUGAGAUUAAGUCUGAAAUCCGCGAGCAGAUCAACAGCAAGGUAGCGGAGUGGAGAGAGGAGGGCAAGGCGGAGAUGAUACCUGGAGUACUUUUCAUUGACGAAGCACACAUGCUAGAUAUAGAGUGCUUCUCUUUCCUGAACCGCGCGUUAGAGCAGGAGACGGCGCCUAUUGUGAUGAUGGCGACCAACCGCGGCAUCACCAGGAUCAGAGGCACGAAUUAUAAGAGCCCGCAUGGCAUACCUCUGGAUCUGUUGGACAGGAUGAUCAUAGUGCCCACAACGCCUUACUCACAACAGGAGUUGAAGGAGAUACUUAAUAUUAGAUGUGAGGAAGAGGACUGUCAGAUGUCGGGAGACGCGCUGACGGUGUUGACGCGUGUGGCCACGGAGACCUCGCUGCGAUACGCCAUACAGCUCAUCACCACAGCCUCACUCGUCGCCAAGCGCAGGAAGGCCACAGAGGUGAGCAUGGAAGAUGUAAAGAAAGUGUACUCGUUGUUCCUGGACGAGCACAGGUCGGAGCAGUUCUUGAAGGAAUACCAGGAUGAGUUCAUGUUUGAUGAUGGAGCAGGUGACGCGCCACAACAAAUGGAAGUGUCACAGUAAAAUGUUGCCAUAU
Messenger RNA from Papilio xuthus (Asian swallowtail), 1588 nucleotides. RefSeq names its product RuvB-like helicase 2 rept (gene rept). NCBI's taxonomy places the organism in Eukaryota, Metazoa, Arthropoda, Insecta, Lepidoptera, Papilionidae. Bases 175 to 1575 code for a protein of 466 amino acids. The record is from RefSeq and is a predicted model, not a curated record. The transcript is spliced from 12 exons. Gene Ontology annotation, molecular function: ATP-dependent activity, acting on DNA; ATP binding; ATP hydrolysis activity.